Molecule: messenger RNA, 924 nt
Organism: Gossypium raimondii (Peruvian cotton)
Lineage: Eukaryota; Viridiplantae; Streptophyta; Magnoliopsida; Malvales; Malvaceae
Product: peroxisome biogenesis protein 19-2
Biological process (GO): protein import into peroxisome membrane
Cellular component (GO): peroxisome; peroxisomal membrane
Source: RefSeq, a predicted model, not a curated record
AUGAGUUUAGAAUUUCGUUGGUAUCCUUGGCGACCAGGAAGCAGACUAUUCCUGUUGGUCGCUCAAUCUUUGCAACAUGCUUCUCAACUUCCUGGAUUUUCACUUGAAGUUACUGAUGCUUUGGAUGAUUUCCAGAAUCUCAACCUUACCCCUCGUCCUCAAAGGUCUCUUUACAUAGAAAAGCAAGAAUCUGAUACUUUGCCUAGUUUUCAAAGGUUAGGAAUUGGAUUACCUGACUUGAAGUGCAAGAAAAAGGGAAAGCAAAAGGUUUCAAGGGAGUCUCAUAUUGCAGAAGCUCUUCAUAAACUGAGAGAACAGACCAGAGAAGCUGUAAAAGGAUUGGCACCAAUGUCGAAACUUGGCGGAUAUGAUCUCAGUAAGGAUGCAAUGAUGGAGGAUUGGUUCAAGCAGUUUGAGGAGCUUGCCGGGUCUCAGGACAUGGAAUCGAUUGUAGAGACUGUGAUGCAAAAACUUUUUUCCAAAGAGAUUCUUCAUGGACCGAUGAAGGAAAUCGAAGAAAGAUACCCACAGUGGUUAGAUGAGCACAAAACCAGUUUGAGCAAAGAAGAACACGAACGAUACUCCCUCCAAUACGAGCUGAUAAAGGAACUUAAUGGAGUUUAUGAAAAUGAUCCUCGUAACUUCACCUGGAUCGUUGACCUCAUGCAGAAAAUGCAAGAAUGUGGCCAGCCACCAAAUGAUAUCCUGCAAGAUCUUGCUCCUGAAUUCGGUUUAUGGAAUCUUGACUAGCUAUCCCCAGAGAUGGUGGAUUCACAGCAGAAACGUUGAGGCAAUUUCCUAAUGCAGAUUAUGUGUGCUUUAUAUUUCCAUAGAUUGAGGGAAUAAAAGAAAUGUAGAUUUCCUUUUUAACUUCCAAGUAAUUUGAUCCUUGUAAACUCAAUGUUCAAGCAUAGUUUUUUUUUU